Messenger RNA from Hevea brasiliensis (rubber tree), 1370 nucleotides. Its product is annotated as WRKY transcription factor 22. The transcript has 3 exons. The coding region runs from base 157 to 1164 and encodes 335 amino acids. Gene Ontology annotation, biological process: regulation of DNA-templated transcription. The record is from RefSeq and is a predicted model, not a curated record. Gene Ontology annotation, molecular function: transcription cis-regulatory region binding; DNA-binding transcription factor activity. Lineage: Eukaryota; Viridiplantae; Streptophyta; Magnoliopsida; Malpighiales; Euphorbiaceae. Gene Ontology annotation, cellular component: nucleus.
UUUCCAUACUCAUUGCAACCCCUAAAUCCCCUCUCUCUCUCUCUCUCUCUCUCUCUGUAAAAAGUCAGCGCCUUCUUUUGGCUUCUCUCUCCAACAUUUGUUGCAGAAGGAAGGUACUGAUUCACAGAGCUUUUUAGCUUCACGCUACCUUUUGCCAUGGACGACGACUGGGAUCUUCACGCUGUGGUCAGAGGUUGCACCACUGCCUCCUCUUCUUCCUCCACCACUGCUGCUACCACCACCACCACCUACUCCGUCGGUUCCCUUACCAGAGAAGAUUUUUGCUUUUCUUCCACUUGUUCUUUUGAGAGUGAACAACCUGGUCCUCUUUUUUCUCUUCCCGAUCCCUUUGAGACAAGAAAUGCUAUUGGGGAGUUGGAUGAGCUUUACAAGCCCUUUUUCCCCAAAUCUAAUCAAUAUCUUUAUUCUCCACAACCACAACCUGCCCCCAUUUCUUCUCUUGCCGUCUCUAAGGAACAAACGCAGAUAAAGCAGCCCAAGCAAUCUCAUGCAGCCUCCGUCUCCACUGCAAAUUCUCAUACUCCUCGAUCUAAAAGAAGGAAGAACCAGCUAAAGAAGAUAUGCCAAGUACCAGCAGAGUCUCUUUCUUCAGAUGUGUGGGCAUGGCGAAAAUACGGGCAAAAACCCAUCAAAGGCUCUCCAUACCCGAGGAGUUAUUACAGAUGUAGCACCUCAAAGGGGUGUUUGGCCCGGAAACAAGUUGAACGAAACAGAUCCGACCCGGGAAUGUUCAUAGUAAGCUACACAGGCGAGCACAACCACCCUGCACCCACCCACCGAAACUCGCUCGCUGGUAGUACCCGCCAGAAGUCCACCACACCACAAACCGUUGCCGCCAGUGACUCUAACAAACCCUCGCCGCUAGCCAAACCCACUUGCUCAUCACCUGCAACUUCCUUGGAUGACGAGCUUCUACCCCAAAGUACAAACACAGAAAGCAGAGAAGAGAAAGACGCAAUGGAAGAUGAAGAAGAAGAUGAUUUUGGUGGGUUCUCUGAUAUGGCUGUCAGUGACGAUUUCUUCUCUGGUUUGGAAGAACUCGCCGAUCCGGUCGCCGGAGACAGCUUCACCGAUCACUUUCCAGUGAACUUUGGCCUCCCCUGGCUAGCAAACAGUGCUGCUACGGCCGCAGGCGGUUUCUGAGAGUGGCCGGAAAAACCAUUGCCUUAAGCCUUUUUUUAUUUUCAAUUAGUUUUUCCAUUUUCUUGUCAUGUAUACACUUGUAUGAUUUUAGGAGUAGAAUCUUUCAAGGCACCAUUGCUGUUUACCUGUGCCUGUGAGUGUUGUAGAGUAAAAAGAAAUUCCAUUUCUUGACGUGUACUGAUUAUUAAAAUUAGCUUACGGAUUCA